AUGUCCAAGAAAGGCCGAGGCCGGGGGGACAGGAUGGAGGCCCUGGCUGCGCUUCAGGCUGCCAACGAGGAGCUGCGGGCCAAACUCACGGACAUCCAGAUCGAGCUGCAGCAGGAGAAGAGCAAGGUGAGCCGCGUGGAGCGCGAGAAGAGCCAGGAGCUGCGGCAGGCGCGGGAGCACGAGCAGCACAGGAGCGCGGUCCUGCUCACGGAGCUCAAGAGCAAGCUGCACGAGGAGAAGGUGAAGGAGCUGCAGGCCGUGCGCGAGGCGCUGCUGCGGCAGCACGAGGCGGAGCUGCUGCGCGUCAUCAAGAUCAAGGACAACGAGAACCAGCGGCUGCAGGCGCUGCUGCAGGGCCUGCGCGACGGCGCCCCCGACAGGGCCAAGACGGCGCUGCUGUCCGAGGCCAAGGAGGAGGCCAAGCGCGGCUUCGAGGUGGAGAAGGUGAAGAUGCAGCAGGAGAUCUGCGAGCUGAAGGGCGCCAAGAGGCAGGUGGAGGAGGCGCUGACCGUGGCCAUCCAGGCCGACCGGAUCAAGGCCGCCGAGAUGAGGAGCGUGUACCACCUGCACCAGGAGGAGAUGUCGCGCAUCAAGAAGGAGUGCGAGCGCGAGAUCCGCAGGCUGAUGGAGGAGAUAAGAUUUAAGGACAGAGCAGUCUUUGUGCUGGAGAGAGAGUUAGGGGUACAAGCCGGGCACGCUCAGAGACUGCAGCUCCAAAAGGAGGCUUUGGAUGAGCAGCUGUCCCAGGUCAAGGAGGCUGAUCGGCACCUGGGCAGCCCCAGACGGGAACUUCCUCAUGCAAUCAGUGCAGGAGCCGCUGCCGAGCACCCGGGAAGCCCCGAACAGCAGCUGGACGAGAAGGAUGCUCGUCGCUUUCAACUCAAAAUUGCUGAGCUCAGCGCCAUCAUCCGCAAGCUCGAGGACCGCAACGCUCUGCUGUCCGAGGAGAGGAACGAGCUGCUGAAGCGCCUGCGAGAGGCCGAGAGCCAGUACAAGCCACUGCUGGACAAGAACAAGCGCCUGAGCCGCAAGAGCGAGGAGCUGGCCCACACCCUGCGGCGCCUGCAGAGCAAACUCAAGCUCAUCACGCAGGAGAACCUGGAGAUGAGGCAGCGGGCGGGCUCCGUGCGCAGACCCAGCUCCCUCAACGACCUGGAGAGGAGCCGGGAGGAGCAGGAGGCCGACUUCCUGCGGCUGCAGCUGCUGGAGCAGCAGCACCUCAUCGAUGAGCUCUCCAAGACCCUGGAGACCACCGGCUUCGUGAAGACUGUCCUGGAGCGUGAAAAGCUGUUGAGGUUCCGGAAACAGAGAAAGAAAAUGGCCAAGCUCCCCAAGCCCGUGGUGGUGGAGACCUUCUUCGGAUACGACGAAGAGGGGUCCCUGGACUCGGACGGCUCUUCCGUGUCCUACCAAACGGACAGGACGGACCAGACCCCGUGCACCCCCGACGAUGACCUGGAGGAGGGCAUGGCCAGGGAGGAGACGGAGCUGCGGUUCCGGCAGCUGACCAUGGAGUACCAGGCGCUUCAGCGUGCCUACGCCCUACUGCAGGAGCAGGUCGGAGGGUCGCUGGACGCAGAGCGAGAAGUUAAGACCCGAGAGCAGCUGCAGGACGAGGUGCAGAGGGCGCAGACGCGGAUCGAGGACCUGGAGCGGACGCUGGCUGAGCGCGGGCAGGACAUGAAGUGGAUCGAGGAGAAACAAGCUCUGUACCGCAGGAACCAGGAGCUGGUGGAGAAGGUCAGGCAGAUGCAGGUGGAGGAGGCGCGGCUGCAGCACGAGGUCCAGGACGCAAAGGAUCAGAACGAGCUGCUGGAGUUCCGCGUGCUGGAGCUCGAGGAAAGGGAGAGGAAGUCCCCCGCCAUCACCUUCCACCACACGCCCUUCGCGGAAGGGAAGAGCCCCCUGCAGUCCUACUGUGAGGCCGAAGGCGUGACGGACAUUGUGGUCAGCGAGCUGAUGAAGAAGCUGGACAUUUUGGGGGACAACGCCGUAAGUAGCCUGAACAAUGACGAGCAGGUGGUCAUCAUCCAAGCCAGGACAGUGCUGACCUUGGCUGAGAAGUGGCUGCAGCAGAUCGAGGAGGCAGAGGCUGCCCUGCAGCAGAGGAUGGGCGACCUGGAGACGGAGAAGGAGCUGUUCAGUAAACAGAAGGGCUACCUGGACGAGGAACUGGACUUCCGGAAGCAGUCCCUGGACCAGGCUCACAAGCACAUCCUGGAGCUGGAGGCCAUGCUGUACGACGCCCUGCAGCAGGAGGCCGGGGCCAAAGUGGCCGGGCUGCUGACGGACAGCGAGCGGGAGGAGCUCCGGGUGGCCGUGGAGCAGUGGAAGCGCCAGGUCAUGAGUGAGCUGCGAGAGCGGGACGCGCAGAUCCUGCGGGAGCGCAUGGAGACGCUGCAGGGGGCGCAGCAGAGGGUCAAGGAGCUCGAGGAGCGGCUGGAGGCCCAGAAGAGGCAGCUGAAGGAGCUGGAGGAGAAGUUUCUGUUUCUGUUCUUGUUUUUCUCCUUAGCUUUCAUUCUCUGGUCUUAAGGAUCCUGGACACUCUGUGUGCCCCCCGGAGCCUGACCCCUUCCCUCCGGCGGCCGGAUGAGCCUCCCCUCUCCCCCGAAGAACCAGGAAGACGUGGCGUCUGCAGACACCCCACCCGCCGUCACGAAGAGAGGAGGGGUCUCUGGUGGGGCCCC
Sorex fumeus (smoky shrew) is the source of this 2687-nucleotide messenger RNA. It is a transcript of the gene JAKMIP3, whose product is annotated as Janus kinase and microtubule interacting protein 3. The coding region runs from base 1 to 2532 and encodes 843 amino acids. Gene Ontology annotation, molecular function: kinase binding; microtubule binding. The record is from RefSeq and is a predicted model, not a curated record. Lineage: Eukaryota; Metazoa; Chordata; Mammalia; Eulipotyphla; Soricidae. The transcript has 22 exons.